AUGGCGCUCGUUCUUAUGGUGAAGAAUAUUGAAGGACUAAAAUGCAAAGGGAACAAGGUCAAUGUCAAGGUCAGCUUCCGGAGUGCCUCUCAUUACUCAAAAAACGUCGAAGAAAGCGGAGGCUUUCUUACGAUAAACGAGAGCUUCACGUGGAACUUGGGGAAACCUGUGGAUGAACUGGAAACGAUACAAUUCUUGGUGCUAUCGUGCGGAAUUUUUAGAAACGAGGUGGUCGCGAGGUAUGGCUUGAGUUUGAAGGGAGUAGUAGAAGAAGGUCGAAUCGUUGUCGAAGAUUCCUUGGUAGACCUCAAUAACAAACCGCUUCCGGCCAUCCUCUGCUUCGACAUUCGAUACUACCCUCCUGGCGGAAGUUGCAGCUCGUACGCAGAGUCGGAAAUAAUGGAGGAUGAACAACAGAUGCUGAUCGACAUCAAGGAAAGUAUCGCGAACUUCGAGAGGCACCUGGAGCAAGCCAGCAUCGGCGCUGAGGCUGGUAAGAGGAAGGGCUCUUGGCACAGCGCUUAGUAAACGGUGGAAAGGAGUAUAAGCGAAGAAAAGAAAUCCGUUCUUUGCAGCAGGAGUUCGACAUUGAAAAGCAUGAGGUCCUUUAUGAAGCUGGGCAAGCAGAGACCACCCAGAGCUCGAUCCUGCGACAGCGGCUCAGACACCAGCGAAUUACUCGAUAGAAGGGACUCGAGUUGCGCAACAUCCAACGAACCUUCUAGAACGAACUCGAUGACUUCGUUGGAGACGAACGUCUCCGAUUACGAGAGCCAAGGAGGAGCAAACACGGCGGAGUCUCAGGAUGCUAUUGUAAAGCCAACGAAGAAAUCGAAGCCAAAGACCAUCGACACGGGACAAGCCGCGUUGAAGGCGCAAGAUUAUCAAGUUUGCAUCACGAUCAUCGAGGCGAGGCAGCUGGCUGGUUUGAACAUGGACCCGGUCGUUUGCGUGCAAGUGGGAGAUCAACGAAAAUAUACCAGCGUGAAAGAAUCUACGAACUGCCCCUAUUACAACGAGUACUUCGUCUUCGAUUUUCACAUGCCACCCGUAAUGCUGUUCGAUAAAAUUAUCACGCUGUCGGUGCAGCAAUCGCGGCAUCUCUUACGCGCUAAUCUAACGCUGGGCAUCUUUAAGUUAGACAUCGCGACUGUUUGGGCACAACCAGAUCACCAAUUUUACCAUAAAUGGGCUCUGUUGACGGAUCCGGACGACGUGGUUGGAGGUCCAAAGGGUUACUUAAAGUGCGACAUAAGCGUGAUCGGGAAAGGAGACACGGUGAAGAUUCCUCCGAAGAGCGAGAAGGACGAGGACGACAUCGAGGGUAAUCUACUUCUUCCGGAUGGUGUGCCUAUCGAGAGACAAAGAGCAAAGUUUAUAGUAAAGGUGUACAGAGCGGACGGAUUGCCAAAGAUGAACAGCAGCAUCAUGGCGAAUGUGAAGAAGGCGUUCACCGGUGAAGUCAAGGAUCUCGUCGAUCCAUACGUUCAAGUGUCUUUCGCCGGACUGACCGGCAAGACGAGCGUUAAGAGACACAGUUACGCGCCAGUUUGGAACGAACAGAUCGUUUUCACGGAAAUGUUUCCACCCCUCUGUCAAAGGAUUAAAAUUCAGCUUUGCGACGAUGACCCGGUUCACGCGACCGUGAUUGGCACGCAUUUCGUCGAUUUGAAGCAGAUCAGCAACGACGGCGAGAAGGGCUUUCUACCGACCUUUGGCCCGGCUUUCAUACAUUUCUACGGAAGCAUCCGGGAUUAUAGUAUCAUUGACGAACACUCCACGUUGAACGCUGGAUUAGGAGAGGGAAUCUCCUAUAGGGCAAGGUUAUUAAUAGGCAUUAGAACAGAAAUAAGCGACAACGUGGACAUGGCUCCCUCGGAGGUCGAGGUCGAACCCACGAUACCAGUCAACGAAUCCGCUUAUGCGAGAAACGAAGAAUUCUUCCUUUUCGCGACCAUAAUGGAUGCCACGAUGAUAGACAAGAAAUUAGGUGACAAACCGAUGUACUUCGAAUUAUCGAUAGGAAACGCGGGGAACGCUUUGGAUGGUCACAACGAGAGCUCCAAGAUGUGCGAUAUGGGACCAAAAAGUGGCACGAGUGGCGACCAAGAGGAGCUCCAGGAAGUCUUGAGUGGAUCUUGGCAAAGCACUACACCAGCCUGUAAACCGAUGACACACGAUAAAAUCUAUUACUUUUUACCGUACUGGGAUGACAAACCUUGCCUUCACGUUAGAAGCAUCUGGCCCGAUUAUAGGCGUAGAAUGUACAAUAGCAAUAUAAUUAGCAAAAUAUCAGAUAAAUUGGAAGAAGGACUGUUGGAGGCUCAGUCACACUCGGAUGAUUGUUCCGGCGAGAAAAUUUUGAAAUCCGCGUUAGAAGAGUUGAGCAGUAACUGUAAUAGGUAUGUCAGUAUCAGCAAAUCGAGUACCACCGGGCCGGGAGUUGGAAAAACGAAACUUGACAAGGAGAGAACGAAGCUGUGUCAAAGAGAAUUGGAAAAUAUAGGAGUGAUGUCGCGGAAUCUUAAAGCGGUGGUUACCAAGAGCAGUUUUAAGGAAAGAUUAAAGACGGCUCAAGGUUACUUGCAGAAAUUAAAGUUUCUCGUCGAAGAUCCUCAAGAUUCUCUACCGGAUGUUUUUAUUUGGGUAAUCAGUUCCGGUCGUCGGGUCGCGUACCACAGAAUACCCGGAAGAGAUUUAAUUUAUUCCAUCGUCGAUGAAGAAUGUGGUAGAUAUUGUGGAAAAGUUCAAACCAUGUUGCUUAAGCUUCCAGGGAAAAAACGAUUCGGACCUUCUGGUUGGGCGAUACAAACAAAGUUACAGAUUUACAUGUGGUUAGGUAUCUUAAAGCAUAAGAAAUACUUUACUCAAGGUUUGCCAAAGGGAUACGAAUUGAGUUACGAGUUGAAGAACGUCGACCGACAGCGCGCUUUGCCACCAACUAUUAUUCAUUACGUCGACAAACAUAAGUUCCAGUUAAGAGCGCACAUGUAUCAGGCCCGGUCUUUGAUCGGAAGCGACGCAUCUGGUCUUUCCGAUCCCUUCGCAAGAGUAAUUUGCGGCGAAUUUUGCAAGUCCACCCAAGUGAUAGAUGAAACGUUGAGUCCUACGUGGGAUGAACUGCUUCUUUUCGACGACAUCUUAAUUUACGGGACCGACGAGGAAAUUAAAAAGGACCCACCGUCGAUCGUCAUUGAACUUUUUGAUCAAGAUAAAGUGAGUCAUUUUGUAACUAUGGACAUAACACUGCAUGAGGGCUCUGCUUUAACAGGUAAAUCGGAGUACAUAGGUCGGGCGAUCGCGCGACCUCACGUGAAGCUUGACUCUGAAUCAUACACACCACCGAAAUUUCCGCCGUCUUUGGAAUGGUGCGACGUAACGAGAGGCGCUGCCAGGGCAGGUGAACUUCUCGCCGUUUUCGAGUUACUCGAAUACCCUUCUGCUACAGAUUACGGUUUUCCCACGUUACCAGACCCGAAGGAGGUAACCCAAAUGCCUGUCACAGCUCAGGACCAGGGUCCCAUUCUUCCGGUUCCUGUUGGCAUCCGACCAACCCUCUCCAAUUACCGAAUCGAAGUCUUAUUUUGGGGUCUAAGGGAUUUAAAGAGAAUACAUUUAAUGACCGUGAACAAACCUCGUGUAGACGUUGAAUGUGCUGGUCACAUUCUCUAUUCCUCGGUUAUAAUGAACGCAAAAAAAAAUCCAAAUUUCAAUACACCGGUGAAAUUCUUGGAAUUGGAACUACCGGAACAGGAGCUAUAUCGGCCACCUUUGACGAUCAGGGCAGUGGACUGUAGAAGUUUCGGUCGUUAUACACUCGUUGGAACGCAUACGAUAAACUCGAUCCAUAAAUACAUGUAUUGUCCGCAAACGAAGAAAGCAAAGGAUGCCGAAGAUAGGAAGAAGAAUUUAUACCAGCUGCAGCAAUACACAGGUUUCGAUACAUCGAAGACUAAAGGUCAAUACCCAUCCUUGCCAGAGUCUUUAACUGAUCUUGAAUUCGCUAUUGGAGAUGCGACUAUUACUCUAGGAUUAGAGCGAAGUUGGCCAACGAAGAGGGAUAAAACGGAACUGAAUAUAAAAAAGAAACAAAGUUUAGUCAAUGAUGGAAGCAUGGGAGACUUCGGUCCGUACGAGGAAGAAGAUGGCUGUCAAGAUUGGUGGACGAAAUACUUUGCCUCUGUGGAAGCCAUGAUAGAAGAAAAUAAGGAACUUCGUAAAGAGAAACCAAUGUUCCAAACUCAAGCAAAUGGUACCGUUUCAACGUACUUGGAAGAAACAUAUAAUCAAAAUCAACAAGUAAACGUGUCGGGUGAGAAGAGUCCUGGCGUUACCGCAAAAAAGUUAUUUGGCCUAAAGUCGACAGCAAACGCAGCGAGGUUUGUUUCGAAGCUUAGCCCUAAGCAUACGUAUCGAAAAUUUCCCAAAACGGCAUUGUUGAAAGUUUACCCGAACGAAUUAGAAGCUCAGCCAGAGUUCGAAUACUUUAAGGAAUGGCUGCACACGUUCGAACUGUACAGAGGGAAAAAAACUGGAGACGAACCCGAAGAUGAGUCUAGAAUAGUCGGGAGCUUUAAAGGGGCUUUAAAAGUUUACAAAUGGCCUCUACCAAGGGACUUGAUAGAUCAUACAGUCAUGGGAUUCGAUCCUCAAUAUGGUUUUUUUCAAGGUGUACCUUCGAACGAACCGAUUCAUGUCUUGGUACGUGUAUAUAUCGUGAAGGCAAACGAUCUCCAUCCUUGCGAUCUGAAUGGCAAAGCAGAUCCUUACGUCGUUUUACAACUGGGUGUUAAAAGAAUAAGCGACAAAGAGAAUUACGUAUCGAAGCAGCUGAAUCCUGUAUUUGGCAAGUGUUUCGAGAUAGAAGCAACCUUCCCGCAGGACUCGUUGUUGACUGUUCAAGUAUUGGAUUGGGACUUAGUGGGCACAGACGAUAUGAUCGGUGAAACGAAAAUCGAUCUGGAAAAUCGAUUUUAUAGCAGGCAUCGUGCUACGUGUGGACUAGCCAAAAAAUACGACGAAUCUGGUUAUAAUAAAUGGAGAGACGCGAUGAAACCGACACAAAUUUUAUCGAAACUUUGUAAAGAAGGGAAAGUUGAUGGCCCGAUAUAUUCCCAUGGAAAAGUGACAAUUGGAAGAAAGACGUUUUCUUUGUCGAAUGAAGAAAUGGAAUGCUACGUUCACACAAAAGGCAUAGAAGAGCACCUUGCAUUAGCUGUUCUUCAUCAGUGGUACGCUUUUCCAAGAAUAGGUUGUGCCUUGGUCCCUGAACAUGUGGAAACACGUCCACUUUAUAAUCCUGAAAAACCAGGUAUCGAGCAAGGAAAGCUGGAAAUGUGGGUUGACAUGUUUCCCAUGGAUAUGCCUUCACCAGGACCAUCAAUCGACAUUUCACCGAGAAAGCCUAAAAGUUACGAACUUCGUAUUAUCAUAUGGAACACCGAUGAUGUUGUAUUGGAGGACGACGCAUUUUUCACUGGUGAAAAAAUGAGCGAUAUUUACGUCAAAGGAUGGCUGAAAGGUCCAGAAGAUUGCCAGUCUACUGAUAUUCACUACCGUUCUUUAACCGGAGAAGGAAAUUUUAAUUGGCGCUUCAUAUUUCCGUUCGAUUAUCUCGUAGCGGAAGAAAAGAUUGUUAUCAAUAGAAAGGAAAGUCUUUUUAGUUGGGAUGAAACUGAAUGCAAAAUUCCGGCUCGCUUGGAAUUACAAGUCUGGGAUGCAGAUCAUUUUUCAGCUGACGAUUUUCUGGGUGCUAUUACUCUCGAUUUAAAUCGAUUUCCUCGCGGUGCAAAGAAUAGCAAACUUUGCACGUUAAGUAUGUUGAAAACCGAUGGAUCUGUGCCAACUGUAAAUAUUUUCAAACAGAAACGAAUAAAAGGUUGGUGGCCUUUCUAUGUUAAAAAGGAAAACGAAGACAUGGAAUUAACGGGUAAAGUAGAAGCUGAAAUUCAUUUAUUAACCAAAGAAGAGGCUGAGAAAAAUCCUGCAGGUUUUGGAAGAAACGAACCGGAUCCGCUUGACAAACCAAACCGACCUGAUGCAUCGUUCAUGUGGUUUUUGAAUCCUUUAAAAUCUAUUAAAUAUAUCGUAUGGCAUAAUUACAAAUGGGCAAUCCUAAAAGCUAUCAUAACAAUUGGGAUAAUAAUACUCGUAUUAUUGUUCUUUUAUGCGAUACCUGGUUAUUCUGUUAAAAAAUUAUUGGGAGCUUAA
Eufriesea mexicana is the source of this 6210-nucleotide messenger RNA. RefSeq names its product otoferlin. Lineage: Eukaryota; Metazoa; Arthropoda; Insecta; Hymenoptera; Apidae. Gene Ontology annotation, cellular component: membrane. The record is from RefSeq and is a predicted model, not a curated record. The transcript has 28 exons. Gene Ontology annotation, biological process: plasma membrane organization.